Molecule: messenger RNA, 726 nt
Organism: Bipolaris sorokiniana ND90Pr
Lineage: Eukaryota; Fungi; Ascomycota; Dothideomycetes; Pleosporales; Pleosporaceae
Exons: 3
Coding region: 1-726 (241 amino acids)
Biological process (GO): double-strand break repair via break-induced replication; DNA replication
Cellular component (GO): GINS complex; nucleus
Source: RefSeq, a predicted model, not a curated record
AUGGCAUUGCCUCUCCCGCCAGGGCUGACGCCCCCAGAGAUUGCAUUUCUAUGUGAAAUGGAGCUCGUCACCAUCAUACCCCGCCAAAGACUCGAGGGUCUUGAGCUUCUUGGGGGACCUAUACGACCUUUGAAUCCUCCCCAUAGAGCCAAUGUGCCUCUCUGGCUCGCCCUGUUGCUCAAACGUCAACGACGCGCAAAUAUCCUUCCUCCACCAUGGCUGAAUACCCACUCUCUUACCGCAAUCCUCGAGCACGAAACAGACCAUGCAGAGACCUUCUCCCCACCUCCACGACUACCUCCGCAACCCUCGAACAAUACCCUCCCUAUCUCCCCGCCCUUCUUGUCCAAUUCGACAGCAGAUGGAGCACCAGAUGCUCUGCCUUACCACUGGCUCGAGCUAGGCGAGAUGUUAUUGGAGACAGCCUCAGAUGACUUUGAAGACCCAGACAACGUACGAAAACUAUUAAGGGGACUCAGGGAAGUACGCAUGGCAAAACUAAGAAGCGGAGUGGACGUGCUAGAUGCAGGAGGUGGCUUCAAAAUGAAUGGUGUUGGGGGUAUGGAGGUUGGAGAGGGUAGAUCAUUCAUUACUGGAGUGAUUGAUGGGUUAAGGAAAAUCGCAGCUUCACGGGAACAACAGCGCAAGGACCGAGAUCGAGAAGAGCUGGAGAAUGGAUACUCGGGCGCGGCCGACUAUGAUGACGACGAAAUGGAUAUGCAAUGA